AUGUCUGUAGCCGGUGUAAAGUUAAAUCCGGCAAUAGCUAAGCCUACUAGUAAUGGUCAGGUUCAUUGCAUCGUCUGCAACACUCAGGUUAAACCGAAAGUAUGGACAGCUCACGUGAAUGGAAAGAAACACAGAGACGCAUGCGAGCGGCUAAAACAACAGCUGGCAUCUGGCCCAAAACGACCAAGCGAUGCCAUAUCUGCUCAAAAUGGUGCUCCUCCGGUGAAGAAGACACGAGAAGACCCUCAACCUGCCCCUUCAUCCAAUGGUUUUCUACCUUCCGACUUCUUUGAUGAAGAGCCUGGAUUGAGGUUAGGAGUUAAACCGAAGGUAUGGACAGCUCACGUGAAUGGAAAGAAACACAGAGACGCAUGCGAGCGGCUAAAGCAACAGCUGGCGUCUGGCCCAAAACGACCAAGCGAUGCCAUAUCUACUCAAAAUGGUGCUCCUCCAGUAAAAAAGACACGAGAAGACCCUCAACCUGCUCCUUCAUCCAAUGGUCCCCUACCUUCAGACUUCUUUGAUGAAGAGCCUGGAUUGAGUAUUCAAACACCAUGGCAGAAGAACAAAGAUGCAGAAAAUGCUCAUUUACGCGAUAGGAAAGGAGUUAUUGAGGGCGUGCCGCAAGGAUUCUUCGACGACAAGAGAAGAGAUGGAAUGGUGAGAGAAACCAUAGAGAAUGAAGCACAGAUGAAUGAGGAGUAUGAUCGGUUAAUGCGUGAGCUGAAUGAGCAGAAUCACGAAGAGGAAGCAAAGGCGGACGAAGAGGACGAACGAGAUGCACUCUUCCGUGAUAUUGCAAAUGCAGAUGACCAAAUGGAGAAGUGGAUGCGGUUAAAUGCUAUGGAAAAGUUGAAAGAGGCACGAUUACAAGAGGCACGUGAAAAAGCCGCUGUUCACGAAGACGAUGAUGAGGGUAGUGGUGACGAUGACAUCGACUUCAGCAAUUGGCGAGCGAAACGAGCUCGUGAAAAAGCCGCUGUUCACGAAGACGAUGAUGAGGGUAGUGGUGACGAUGACAUCGACUUCAGCAACUGGCGAGCGAAACGAGUCUUGUAA
Messenger RNA from Strongylus vulgaris, 1059 nucleotides. The record is from the annotation of a GenBank genome assembly. Lineage: Eukaryota; Metazoa; Nematoda; Chromadorea; Rhabditida; Strongylidae.